AUGGCCGAGGAGCAUGUGCUAUGCUGGCACGACAUUGAGGCGCUGCGCCGGCAUGUCCUGAGCUUCUUGAGCCCGCGCGAUAUCCUCCGCGCAUCAAGCACGAGUCGCGGCUUCCGCGGCGCUGCCCAGCACGUCGAUGCCAUCAGCCUCGUGCAGGCCACGCCAAUCAACACCCGCCUCGCCCACGUCGCACGCUUCUUCCGCGGCGCGAAGCAGCUGCGCGUGACGCAGUGCUACCUACCGACAGACAGCUUGCACGCGCUAGCUACGUUUGCGUACCUCCGCGACAUUACCCUCUCGGACGUUGCCUUUCUCCAAGACGGCCACAUCGCGUCCAUCACGCGCAGCGCGUCGCAGCUUACGUCCUUGACCGUUGUGAGCUGCCACUUGCUCGCCCACGUGCACAUUUUGGCCUCGCGGGCGUUGACGCAUGUGCGCUUUGAGCGCAACAUGAACCUCAAGCAGCUUGAGAUACGUGGGGAUAAUGUGGCCGUGACGCAUCUGACCGUCACCACGUCCGCGACGUUCCAGCACGCGGACGCGCUCGUCCAUGCGCUGCCGUCACUGACGCACGCUUCGUUUGCCGAGUGUGGCAUGCUCAGCAGCUUUGUACUGGCGUCCGAGCAUCCGUCCUUGCAGAAUUUGGACCUUGGCCGGUGCCACGUGCUUCUCGUCGUCGACGUCCACGCUCCGCAUCUCCAACGGCUCGACGUCGAUGGAUCGAUGCAACUAACGCACUUGGCCGUCCGCUCGUCGUGCCUUCGAAGGCUGGACGCCUGCAUGAUGCUUCAUUUGCAGUCGGUCACGCUCGACUGCCCGAGUCUUGUGAAACUCAACCUCACGGGCGCGUCACGCCUGGUAGCGCACGGUCUUCAGCUCCAAUGUCCGCAACUCAAGCGCCUUCUUGUGCACAGUACGUCCGCGAUCCACGCCGAGGACUUUGUCCACCGAUGA
Molecule: messenger RNA, 954 nt
Organism: Saprolegnia diclina VS20
Lineage: Eukaryota; Oomycota; Saprolegniomycetes; Saprolegniales; Saprolegniaceae
Exons: 2
Coding region: 1-954 (317 amino acids)
Molecular function (GO): protein binding
Source: RefSeq, a predicted model, not a curated record